AUGGGCGAGAAGAAAAAGAUAUCCAAAAAAAAGUCUGAAAAGAAAAAAGGUUUACCUAAUAAAGAAAGUACUUCAAAAAGAAUAGAAGUUAAAAAAGAAGAACCUAAAUAUGAAAUAAAAACGUGUCUGGAUCCAAGAAUAGUAGGAGCAAUAACAAGUUUAUCACUGAGUUAUCAAGAUAUUGUCAAACCAAUUAUUGAACAUCACAAUUAUAACAUUAUAACAAAUACAGUUCCAAUUCUUCCUAAUUGUAUUAUAAGUAAACCUACAAUACUUGUUCUUGGAACUAAUGGUUCUGGAAAGACAAGUCUUAUAAAUUAUUUCUUAAAUGACGAUGAAGGAUAUAUUAAAAAAUGUGAAGCAUUAAAAUCAAAUUUACAAAAUUUUACUCAUCUUACUAAUGGUCUUUCAAACUUUUUUACUCCACCAGCUGGAGCUUCCAAUAAUCCAAUGUGGCAAUUUAAUAAUACAAUGAGCCUUUGCAAGGAAAAUGAAGGUGGACAAAUACAAUUAGUUACACUACAACAUCCACUUUUAAGUGAAAUAAAUUUUAUAGAUAGUCCUAAUAUUCCAAAAAAUUUAGGUGAAACUAGUAAGGAUGAAAUUGGAUAUAUUCGUAUAUUGAAUUGUUUAUUUGAUAGAGUAGAUCUUAUCUUUUUUAUUGGUACUCCACAAACAUUAAAAGAACCUAUUGGAAAGAUAUUAGAUGAAUUAAAUAAAGUAUCAUAUAAAACUAUUUUCCUUCUAAAUAAAUCGGAUGAAAAUAAAAAUGAAAAAGAUUUUAAAAAAGCUAAAGAAGCGUAUAAGAAUUUUUUAAAAAAAUCUAUAAAAGAUGGAAAUUUAUCAAUCUUUCAAACAUGUUUGGAUAAAAAAACUCACAGUGAUAAAAGUAUUCAAGAUCUUAUUCAAGCUGAUAUGAAUAUAAUUACUGAAAGAAUAAGUAAAUUACCAAUAACAUAUAAAAUCACUAGAAUAACAACAAUAAUGCAAAAUGCAAUGUCUGUUUUCUUUAUUAGUGUUAUUCAAAAUGAAUUAAAUAAAAGAUCAAUACGUCAAUUUGCUCAUAUAGCUAUUAAGCCUAAUGAAUUUUUGCAAUUUGGUCAAGAAUUUUUGGAAAUUAAUGGAGGUGAAAAAUUUUUUGCUGAAAAUAAGGAUCUUAUUGCCAAAAGUUAUACUCUUUUAGAAAGAACCAAAUGGAAUGCUUUCUUACCUAAUAAAAAUGAAGAAAUUAAGAAAUUUAUAACAAAAGAUAUUCCAUAUCUUUUAACUUGUGCUUCUGAUGAACCUGAAGUUACUAUAAAAUACGCUCUACCAGGAAUUUCAAAGAAUGAUAACGAUAAACCUUCAAUUGUUGUAGCACCAACCAAAAAGAAAGUUAUUAAAGAAAUUAAAAUUGAUAUUCCACAGGAUGAUGAAAAUGAAGAUGAUGAAGAUGGAGAAGAAGCAAGCAAAAUAGGAAGUAAAGAAGGAGAAGGCAGCAGUGAUAAAAAAGAAACAAAAGGUAAACAAAAAAAAAUUAAACAAAUUAAACUAAAUCAGGCUGUUAUUGAUCAACUUAACAAAUAA
Strongyloides ratti is the source of this 1566-nucleotide messenger RNA. RefSeq names its product P-loop containing nucleoside triphosphate hydrolase domain-containing protein. The transcript is spliced from 2 exons. The coding region runs from base 1 to 1566 and encodes 521 amino acids. The record is from RefSeq and is a predicted model, not a curated record. NCBI's taxonomy places the organism in Eukaryota, Metazoa, Nematoda, Chromadorea, Rhabditida, Strongyloididae.